Messenger RNA from Glarea lozoyensis ATCC 20868, 876 nucleotides. RefSeq lists its product as uncharacterized. NCBI's taxonomy places the organism in Eukaryota, Fungi, Ascomycota, Leotiomycetes, Helotiales, Helotiaceae. The transcript has a single exon. The record is from RefSeq and is a predicted model, not a curated record. Bases 1 to 876 code for a protein of 291 amino acids.
AUGGCGAACCUCCCACUUGAAAAAGACACUUCGCCAUUUUACCUCGAUGAGCUGAAUGACUGGAGGACGCGAUUAGGAUACAAGGACGAUGUGUUGACAAGCGAUGACGAUUUAGGGGUAGACGACAAUUCUUUAAGAGCCAGACAGCCUUCCAAACGGGCUGUGUACGAACGAGCAAUGAAGAUUCUACACGAAAGCCGUCUACCUUUUAACCAAGACAUUUGCCUUCUCCGAAGAGAGCAAGAUGGAAUAAUCCUUAGGCCUGUCGUAAGGAAACUUCGGAGUGUAGGUAGGGAGUUGCUCGUCAACGAAGAGAGAACGCAGAAAGAGAAGGCCGACAGAAAGAAGGAGGAGGAAGAAAGAGAACGAGAGAGGAUUGCGACUGAAAAGUCGAAAAGACAGCAGAUAGAAACACACUUAUCGCGUAAACAAAUAGAUAAACUGGAACAUCAAAUACUUCAAGUGUCACGACAGCUUGCGGCCGCGAAGGAGAAGGCAAAGAGUCAAGAAGAGAAAGCAGAAGGUACGACGGCCUUAAUGAAUAGCGCAAAAGCUGUAGUCUACACAGAAACGGAGCCAGAAAAGCAAGACGACUAUGGCCAUUCGCUAGCGAGCAGCAGAACCCCUCGAAAUGGAAAAGGAACCGUCGAUGGUUCGAAACUGAGCAGCACCGAGAAAGGUAGAUCGAGCACCGAAAAGGCGAAGCCAAAACAAGUCGUAAAAUCUAGAGUGACAGUCAUUGACUUGUCAGACGACAGCGAUUCUGCGAAUUUAAACAGCGCCUCUUUGCAAGCAGAGCAUGCAUUAGCAAACGCUAAGGCGAAUCUUGAAUUAGCGCAAGCUAAAGCCGAAGAUGUUCGCAGAAAAGUUGGCUAG